AAACCCCAGCCAACACAAUCACUACCCGCCGCGGGUGCACUUUUCCUUGAACGGACGACUGCGAGUAAAACAAAAGAGCACUCGUUCUAGACUUACCUUAUCUGCUAAAUUCGGAGAAUCAAAUACGGCACUGCCGUGGGGUCUACUCUUUCCGUCCUUAAUUAUACCUUUCUUCGGAUUUGGUCUCUUCCUGUUCCUGAUUAUAAAAGCCCUCGUAAACGAAACUACGGCAUAACUGCUCGCAUGAACAAGAACAAUCCUUGUUACUUGUCCUUCUUCUUCUUCUGCUUCUUAUUCUCAGCAUGUGUAAAGUGUUGGAAGAGAGAUCCCAUUUUACCUGAUUACUGCUUCGUACAUGAUCACGAUGGCCCUUGAACAGAAGGAAACAAUGCAAAAGUACUCUGAGGCAUACAUGAGAUGCCUCAAGAGCAAGGUAUUCCAUCAGAAUCUGCAAUAUAGCAGGAAUUCUGUGGGAAAUUUCCCUGAUUCUAAAGAUGAAGUUAGUAGCUACUCAGGAGGUCGUUUGGUGGAACCUGACAACUCAUUCAGCAGCCCCUCGUUUGUGCCUCCAAAUGAAGGUUAUUAUAGACCAAUGCACCAACAAGAUUUUUAUGUUUGGUCUGCUUUUCAUCCCAACAUUCAAAAAGCAGAGCAGAACCAGUUUCAUGCACUUGAAAGCUGUUUUUAUCCCAUGAAGUAUGAGCACAAUUUUCCUAUGGAUGAUGGAUUUGGAUCUGUGCCCUUCAGGAUGUCAUCACAAAGUUACCAACCGGAUUUUCAAUUUCAAGAGUUCCAAUAUUUUGUGGUAAUUGACUUUGAGGCAACCUGCGACAAGGAGAAGAAGCCUCACCCUCAAGAGAUUAUUGAGUUUCCAUCUGUAUUAGUAAACAGUAUGACUGGCCAAGUGGAAGAUUGUUUUCAAAUUUAUGUGCGGCCCACAUACAAUCAACUUCUAAGUGAUUUCUGCAGGGAGCUUACUGGCAUCCAGCAAACCCAGGUGGACAAAGGUGUUCUUCUUAGUGAAGCUUUACUUAUGCAUGAUAAGUGGCUUGAAGAGAAAGGGAUUAAAAAUACCAAAUUUGCCGUGGUGACAUGGUCAAAUUGGGAUUGUCGGGUAAUGUUGGAAUCUGAGUGUCGACUUAAGAGGAUCCAUAAGCCACCAUAUUUUAACAGAUGGAUCAACCUCAAGGUCCCAUUUCAAGAGGUAUUUGGAGUCAAAUGCAACCUAAAAGCAGCAGUCCAGCUGGCUGGCCUAGUGUGGGAAGGCCGUGCUCAUUGUGGCCUAGAUGAUGCUAAAAACACUGCGCAUCUGCUCACCCGUCUAAUGCACUGUGGAUUUAGGUUUACAAUAACCGACUCACUGACCUGUCAGUCUGCGAAUUGCUCCUUGGCAAUGCAGCAGGUCCCGGAUCGUCGAUCUGGCUUUUCCCAGCAAUCGUCUGGGGUUAAGCAACCGACACUGCCUUUAAUCCAGUUCCACCCAAUCCAGGUUGAUCCCAGUAAAGGGCAAGGCAUGUUGUGCUAUUGUGGGGUGAAAAGUAGCAAACAAAUGCUUUGGAAACCAGGACCAAAGCCUGGGAGCUGCUUCUUUGGGUGCGGUAAUUGGACUGCCACUAGAGGGGCCCAAUGUUCUUAUUUCGUAUGGGCUACUGCCUGACUCAGAAGGCAAAAGGUUGCUGCACAAAAAGAAACAGAAAGAAAAUAAUAAACUAGAAAGGAGAGGAAGGUAGAGAUAGUCUCCUGUAGAAAGCUAAUUAGGCUCGACUGCUUCAAGAGGUAGCUGCUUCUUUCAGUACAUAUUACAAGCCUUCAAAGGUGUCUCUGCUCAGUGCUUCUUAAGAAGUCUGGUAUGAAAGACAGCUCUAACUUGUAAAGUUGACUUAAAAAGAAGUGGGGAGUAAUCGCCUAGAAAUGUGCUUGUAGGAGAAUGAGAAUGUUUUAACCAUGCUGGGACAUGGGGUUAGAUUUAUCUAAAAUAAUGAGAUAAUUACCACUUGAUUUAUGUUUUUGAAUGGGAAUAACCAGUUGCUUAUUGUGUUCUCCUUUUCUUGCUCAGUUUUUGAGUCUGUGUUGCAAUUCCAA
Molecule: messenger RNA, 2082 nt
Organism: Alnus glutinosa
Lineage: Eukaryota; Viridiplantae; Streptophyta; Magnoliopsida; Fagales; Betulaceae
Exons: 5
Coding region: 356-1657 (433 amino acids)
Biological process (GO): exonucleolytic trimming to generate mature 3'-end of 5.8S rRNA from tricistronic rRNA transcript (SSU-rRNA, 5.8S rRNA, LSU-rRNA)
Molecular function (GO): zinc ion binding; 3'-5'-RNA exonuclease activity; nucleic acid binding
Source: RefSeq, a predicted model, not a curated record